Molecule: messenger RNA, 1323 nt
Organism: Xenia sp. Carnegie-2017
Lineage: Eukaryota; Metazoa; Cnidaria; Anthozoa; Malacalcyonacea; Xeniidae
Product: CREB/ATF bZIP transcription factor-like
Biological process (GO): regulation of DNA-templated transcription
Molecular function (GO): DNA-binding transcription factor activity
Source: RefSeq, a predicted model, not a curated record
GCCAUCUGACGCCACUUCCUUCCAAACGUUUCUUGCACGUUUACUUUAUCAUUUAGGAAUUCAGGAAUUUAGUCAAAAAUCUCUAACAUUUCUCACAAGAAUAGAUGGGAAGAUCCCAAAAGAGCGUUACUCAUGAUCACGAUUAUUGUUUCAAAAUAUCUCAAGAAAAAAACGAAAUCGAAAUGGUGAUGGAAACCCUCAAAAAAUCGUCUCCAAGAAAAGAUUCAUUUUGUCUUUCGCCGACAAGUAGCAGUGACAGUGGUAUUGAUUCCAUCGCUAAAGACUUAGUCAAUGGCUUUGGCGAAGAAGGUGAUGAUUUGUUAAAUUUUUUACUUGACAAUGCUAUCAGUGAUUUAGACUUCAAACAUGAAAAGCCGCUUGUCUCGAAGGACGAAAAGCGUAAUGAAAAGACGCCAUGUUCUAAGGCCAAACUGAACUCAAACUCAGACGAAGAGCUGCAAAAGAGCCGAAAAAAUGCAGAGAACGCCAAGGAAAAUCGUCGAAAGAAGAAGUUGUAUGUUGAAGGAUUAGAAAUGGAGGUUGGGUCUCUCAGAAGAGAAAAGGACUCUUGGACAGGAAAGUCAAAUAUGUUGGAAAAGAAGAUUGAGGCUCUGGAAAACGAAGUGGAUUAUUUGAAAAGUGUCCUGGCCAAUCAGAGCAUGUUAUCGAAGUUGAUCAAAGGCAUUCCUCAAACUGCUGGUGUUUCAUUGUCUACUUCUCUGUGUUCAUUUAGGAAGUCCUCGUCAAUGGAUAAUGAAGACAUUUUAAAGAAUAAUGGAAUAUCAUUAACGGAUAGCGAAGUCUCCUCAAAGGAUAAAGGAGUGUGUUCCAGAGAUAAUGGAGUGUGUUCCAGGGAUAAUGGAGUGUGUUCAGAAAAUAAUGGGUUGUCUCAUGGGAAUAAUGGUGUGUGUCCAGGGGAUAAUGGAGUGUGUCUCUGGGAUAAUGGAAUGUGUCUAGGGAAUAACAGUGUGUGUUCCCACAAUACCCAUGUGGAUCAUGAAAAGGUGAAGAGACAUGUUCAACUAAUGAAGCGAACUUUGUCAGAAGAUGAUGUCACUCCCAAACGAAGUAAGUUGGCUCCUGGUGGAGUGUGUCUUCAUGUCAAAGAAAGCAAAGUUUCUUUGGAGUUCUGUCGACAUUGUAGUAAGAUGGCCAAUGAUUGAUGACAAUUGAUCAUUAUAGAGCUGUCUUUAUUACAUUAUUCAUCAAAAAAUCUUUUCAAGAUCUUAAAUUGUGGGUAUUCUUUAUGCUUAUUGUAAAUAGUUGUUACAUUGCUUGAGCUUUUCGAAUUCAAAGAAUGAAAGCACUUUAUGAUUACGGUGU